AUGGACCAAGAGGAGGCUCCACCGCCUUACUCGGCCGUUGACCCGUUGCUGGCGCCUGCGAAUAGUCGCAGUGGCAACCCCUCGGCACCUUUGCGUGGGAAUGUUUCAUCUUCGCCAGGUGCUGGCAGCUCCAGCGCUAGUCAAUCUGUAGCACCAUCCAGGCCAGCUGUUGUGCCUACCCACUUUACUUCCGCCGUGACUUAUUUCGAGGAACGGCCGCCAACGGCUUUGGACGAGACUCGGGAUCUCCUCCACCAUCAUAUGACGAUAUACCCCCGCAGCUCAGCAAAAGAUUUUCCUCGACGGCCUCGAUGCUGGACCUCGGGCGUGGACGAUGUUGCCCAGCAGGACUGGGACACCUUCCUGCGAUAUCUGUUUCCUCCACAAUUAGGUUUGGCGGCUGCCUCGCAGCAUCUUCCUCGACAGCUGCGCGCUGAGAUUCAGCGAGAUCGCAAGGACCGACCGCAAGAGACAGAUGAGCAGCGACAAGCCCGGAUUGCAGCCGUGGUAGAGGAAUGGAAUCAAUGCUUUUUUGAACCACGCGCCGCUCGCAUUGACUUUGUCUAUGUCGGCGAAUCUGAUGCAGCGCCCUCAUCUGCUCUUUGUCCUCGGUGCUACCCAGCUGCAACUAGGGCUACACAGAGUCCUAGCGCUGCUGGGGUUCUGGAAGGCCAACAUGCGGCGAAUCCGAAUGCGCCGUCACCUGUGCCAGGGCAGCACACACCAUCGCCGACUGCCUGGCCUGUCCCUCCAAACCAACACUACCCUUACCCCCCGAUGCCGGGUCACUAUGGGCCAUUUGGAGUGAUGCCUCCAUUCCCAGCACAUGGUCCACCUCCUAAUCAUCAGCCUCCUCAAUACUAUCCCCCUCCACCGCCGCCACCUCCAGGUGUUCCGCCAUGGCAAUGGAACCAGUGGGCUUAUACUCAGCCGCAAUAUGGUAAUUCUGGAACACAAAAGACGGGUGGUCCAUUGGGGUGGAUCUCUUCACUCACAUCACAGGCGCAAAAGUACGGUGAACGUUUCGCCGAGCAGGCUCAGCAUUAUGGGGACCAAAUAAGUACACAGGCCAUGCACUAUGGCCGACAGGUCGAGGAACAAGCAUUGGCGCAUGGACGCUGGCUUGAGGAGCAGGCACGGCUUCAUGGACGCAAGCAAGGUGUACAACCGUCGGCCCCGUACACUUACCAGCAGCCUCCACAGAACCCGGGCCACGCCACAAGCCCUACGCAAAACACAACACCUCCAAACAAUCCAAGCCCUCCGGCCCAGCCCCAAGGAAAUCAAUCUCCAGCCCAAACACCAAGCCAAACCACUUUUGGCACAAACUCAAAUCAGACCCGCGACCAGUCCAGCAGUGAAACCAAGGCCGAUAACAAAGAUCCUAUCGUUGGUCGCUCCCGUCGUGACUCCAUCAGUUCCAUCUCUUCCGAAUCCUCACUCAGCUCCAUCGACUCCAUCUCAACAACUUCCGACCUCGGCCCCUCAGAUCUAGCAACCGUUCGUACGCAAUUACAAGAUCUACACGAUAGGCACGACCGCACAUUAUACGAAGCAGCAGUCGACCUCCGACGACAGCUAGACAUCCUGCAAGAAUCCCGCCGUGAGGCCAGGGCAUCUGGCCGGCAGAACUGGCGCAGUGUUUUGUGCCGACAGCAACCGAACGCCACAGACAGCACUGACUGGGGUCGCUGGGAAUCCCCCGAGCAACAAGAACGUCAAUCGACAGAGCGCCGCGCCAUGAAGGAAGAGAUGCGCGCUACCAAGAAAGCAUUCCGCGACAUCGUGCGUCGCGCGCGUGAUGAACAGCGUGAUAGGAGGCGUGCGAAAUGGAAUCAUCGGCGCCAGGCCCUGGCUAGCGCAGAGAACAAUGCGAAAGAUAACACCUUGCUAGACAACCGUAUGGGAAAUUUGGCGCUUGCCGAUACACCCAACCCACUCCCAGUCCGCUCGCAGACGGAACCUGUUUCCUCGCAGAUGUCGCAACGAAAUCUACCUUCUCGGCCCAAUCUAAGCUCGGAUGUCAGUGCGCAGGGUACUGUGAAUUCAUCAUCGUCUGCAUCGCAGCCACAGUCGCAAAUUAGUGUGAACGAAUUUUCAGCCGAGCUUCCUGGCAGGAAGGCUAGGCCGCAAGAUCGGUUUAAAGAGAUGCUGAAGCCGCGGAGUGCGAAGAAGCAGCACAAGCCUUCGGAUUCGAAAGAUGGGAAGGAUUCGAAGAAGGAUCCUAGUGGUUGA
Molecule: messenger RNA, 2235 nt
Organism: Penicillium subrubescens
Lineage: Eukaryota; Fungi; Ascomycota; Eurotiomycetes; Eurotiales; Aspergillaceae
Exons: 1
Coding region: 1-2235 (744 amino acids)
Source: RefSeq, a predicted model, not a curated record